Molecule: messenger RNA, 18204 nt
Organism: Drosophila subpulchrella
Lineage: Eukaryota; Metazoa; Arthropoda; Insecta; Diptera; Drosophilidae
Gene: kis
Product: mucin-19
Exons: 19
Coding region: 588-16730 (5380 amino acids)
Biological process (GO): chromatin remodeling; regulation of gene expression
Cellular component (GO): chromatin; nucleus
Molecular function (GO): DNA binding; histone binding; ATP binding
Source: RefSeq, a predicted model, not a curated record
AUAACAGCGAUAUAUCAGAUAUCACGAUAUUUUCGUACAUUUCUCACAUCCACAACAAAACAAAAUGGAGGUCUUUGAUGUGUCGCGUUGUCUUGAAAUUUGCUGCUAGAAUUUUGCGUUAAACGCGAAUGUGUUUCACUGCGAAUAUGUCAAAGGUCGGCCAUGAAGUGCGCGAAACUCGAGACACAAAUGACUUUUUCCAUAUAAAAGCAACAACAAGACGUUAAAUUGCACACCAGUUGUAAUUAAGUUUAGUAGUUAGAACCCGCAACCAACCAAUAUAUAAUCAUAAUCGAUAAGGCAAAGGUGGAUACGGAGAUACCAGAGACUAGAGACCAGAUCCCCGGGGAAAAGUGAGCAGAGGGGAAAGGAUAUCCGCACCCCUGAGAAGUGCAACUUCUCCGCAACCGUCUGGUUCUCGGUCCUCAGUCCUCGGCUACUUUUGGGCUUUCGACAUUUUGAAAACGGCCACGCGUAGAAAGCAGCAUCAAAAUUAAGCCAAUACACGUCCAAACCUAAAACGCAGCGGCGUCGCGUCCUUCGACGCGUAACGGACAUUUCUGUGUGCGCUGCGUUUAAAAAAUCUGAUGGAUGGAAAUGCACAAAAUAUGUUUCACGGAAAUCAUCAAGGAGAUCCCUAUUACCGUUACGAUGCGGCAGCCGCCGCAGCAGCCGCCGCCGCGGCGAAUCCUCGGGCAAUGGGACCGCCCGGUGGCUAUCCGCCACGUCACCGCCCCCCACAUCCCCUACAGCAACAGCCCCAAUACCCAUCGUACCAGCCAACGGCGGAGAAUCUCUACGGGCUGGGGGCCGCCGAUCACCAGGCGGCCAUGGGCGUUGGCCUCGGCGUUGGAGUGGGUGCCGGGAUGGGUGAUCUAAGCGGUUGGGGAGCGGCGCCCUCGGUUCCGGGCCAGGCAGCAGCGUAUCCCGGAGCCGGGCUGGGGGCCUACGGUCAUCCGCAAGCAGCUCCACCGGCGCAGCAGCAGCGCCAGAGCAACGCCAGCGCAUACCGCCAACACAUGCCCGCCUACGGACAACAGGACCAGCAGAAGCUUGCGACCUACAGCGCGCAACAGAGCAUGAUGGCGGGAUACGGAUCGCUGGCGCCCCAGCAGCAACAGCAGCAGCAACCGCCCACUCCCCAGCAGCAGCAGGUGCAGCAGCAAGCACAGCAGGUGCAACAGCAGGCGCAGCAGCAGCAACAGCAGCAGCAGCAGAGUCAGCAGCAGGCUCGACUGCCGCAGCAUUAUCCGCAGGCUCCUGGCCAGCAUCCGUUGUAUCCGGGGGUGGGGGCACCCGCCGUCCAGGCGGGACAACCUCCCACGCCCCAAGCUUAUGCUCACAGUCCGUACGGCAGUCCCAUGCAACACCAACCGAGCAGAGGAGCGCCCCAGCACGUGGGCUACGGUCACACAGGACUGGAUCAGGCUUCAGCUUAUGGGCAACAUGUGCCGGGAGCAGCGCCACCGGGCCACCACUUGACAGCGCAGCAGCAGCAGGCUGCGCAGCAAUUGGGCGCCCACCAGCAGCAACAGCUCCAAUCGCAGCAGCAACAGCAGGCGCAGCAGCAGCAGCCUCACGUCUCGCUGAUGCAGCAGCAACAGUUGCCGGGCGCUGGAUUACCGCCACCGCACAUGGGAAUGCCUCCCAGCUACGGAAGCCACCACCAGCAGCAGCAACAACAGCAACAGCAGCAGCAACAGGCCCAGCAGCAACAGCAGCAGGCAGCACCGCCUUACAUGUCCAGCAGCAAACAUCAACAGGCGGCCGCCCAGCUGAAUUCCUCGCCCCAGUACCGCGCUCCCUUCCCUCAGCUUUCGCCACAAAUGUCGCCACGUCCGCCGACAAUGUCGCCGCAUCCACAGAUGUCUCCGCGACCAGUGGGCGUGUCACCGGCGAAACCACCACCCCCUCAACAACAGCAGCAGCAAACGCAGGCACAGCAGCCUCAACAGGUGGUGAACAAUCAGCCCAGCCAGCACAGCAUUCAAGGCAUGGUGGGUCUGCCAUCGCCUCGACCCCAGCCGCCCACAAGUGGAGCAGGGGGAGCGGGAGCGAAGGUUCCAGCGCCAGUUGCUGCACCCGUAAACACGUUACAGGCCCUUGAACAAAUGGUGAUGCCGUCGCAAGCUCUCGGGCUCCCGCCCAUGGACUAUCCGUCGGCCUACAGAAGUGCUGUGGGUCCCAGGAUGCCCGCAUCACCGCAGCAACAGCAGCAGCAACACCACCAACAAUGGGGCGCGGCUCAUGGAGCUCAGCACUUGGCGGCCCUGCAGCAGCAGCAGGCCCAACAGCAAGUGCAACAGCAGCAACAGGCACCACCACAGCAGCAGCAGGCGGCCAUGUUGCAGGCUCAGCAACAACAUCACCAGCAACAACUAAGCAUGUAUGGUGCGAUGGGGCAGCAACAGCAACCCCAAACCCCGCAGCAACAGGUUGUGCCACCAGUGGCUGCACAGCAACCGCCAGUGGUGGCCAGCCCCCAGCAGCAGCAGCAACAACAGCAGCAGCAACACCAACAGCAAUCGCUCAACGAUCAAUUGCAGCACUCGAUCAACGAUAUUGUUGGGGGAGGUAACAGCAGUGGGGCAACUGGAAGCACUCAAAGCCAACAGCAGCAACCCCAACUGGCGGCCAUGUCCUCGCCGUUGCAUCAGCAAAGUCUACCGAGCAUGCACCAUUUAAUACAGCCUACCAUGGAGACAGCACAACCGACGCAGCAGCAACAGCAAACGGCACAACAGCAACAACCACAGCAGCAGCCACCGCAAGCGACUCUAACAUCGCCGCACCACCAGCAAAUGCAACAUCAGUCACCCAUACACCAGCAGCAGCAGCAACAGUCACCGCACCACCAGCAACAUCUACCCAGCUACAAUCAGUCGCAGCAGCAGUUCGAUCCUUUUGCUAACAUACUAGGAGACAAUCAGCCACCUGCGCCCCAACAGACAAUGUCGCCCGCUCACGUGAGUUCGCCAAUACCCGCGCAAAUGCAGCAACAGCAGUCACAUCAGACACAGCAGCCAGCCCAGCAAGUACCACAAACCCAGCAACAACAGUUGCCUCAGCCACAGCAGCAAACGCAGCAACAACCUUCGACACCGUCACAUCACCUAAGCAGCAUUCUCAACGAAACAGCCAACUCGAAUGAUUCCUCCACUUUGGCAGUGGCUGCUAAUGACAGUAACAACAGCAGCAGCAAUAGUAGCACCAACAGCAUUGUCAACAACCAGCCCACUUCGGUGCAUGACAGCAACUCGCAGAGCAGCAUUAACAGCAGCAGCAACAACCAGCAACAGUUGCUCAUGGACAACACGAAUUCGCAUGGAGGAAAUUCGGAAUCUGCCCAGCAUGUAGGAGUGGAUGUUGGCCUUUUUGAUAACAACUCUAUGUCCUCCACAUCUGCAGCAGUGGCUGCCGUUGCCUCAAAUGCUGCUUCUGCUGCAGCUGCACUUUUGGAUAGUAAUUCUCAGUCCUCAAAUGCAGAGUUUGAGAAGAAUCAGAGCGAAGGCGAGGGACUCGGAGGUGUGUCUGGAGCUUCUGCCAAUGAAACUGAGUUGCCACAGGAUGAGAACAGCGUUUCCAAAACCCAAGAAGUAAGUCUAAGCACCGAAUUGCCGGCAGUUCAGGAGGAUCUGCAAGAUAAGCCCUCCGAAGAGAUGGAACAAACUCAACUAGGUCAAUCUCUAGGGGAUUUAUCUAGCUCUUUGCUAGAGGAACCCAAAAUCGUGGAGGAAAUGGGAGAGGAUAAAUCUCAACCUGCAACUGGAGUGGUACCCCCUGUGGAUCCCACCACCCUAGUUGGACAACCGCCUCAGCAACAGGUGCCUGCUAUGGGAAUGCCCUUGCACCCAAUGGCCCCCGGGUACGAUGCCCAGGCUCAAGGGCAGGGUCACAUCCCACCAAUGAUGCCACCGUACGGCGGAGCGCCUGGCAUGUAUCCACCUUACCCGAUGCUGCAUCAGCAAGAGAUUGCUGCACUGCAGCAGCAGAUCCAGGAACUGUAUUGCAUGCCUCCAGGUCAUGAGCUCCAGCACCAGGAUAAGUUAAUGCGAAUGCAGGAGCGAUUAAAUCUUCUGACGCAACACGAAAUAAACGAUCAGUGUGCUGGCGGCCCUCAGUGCUUGCUCUUCCAGAACGUUCCCCCAAUGUAUGGACCACCAGGAAAUCCCUUGCUCAACCAGCAAAUGGUAGAGAGCCCACAAGUAUCCAGUACCACGGGAAGAGGCCGGGGAAAAGGAGCCAACAAACCACGGAAACCCCGCGCGAAGAAGGGCGAAAAAGGUCAGGUGGGUCAGCAGCAGGAUCUAAUGGAUAUCAGCGGCAAUGUGGUUACUGGAGCAGCCAACGCCAUUCCAAGUAUCCCAACGACACAGCUUCCCGUCUCUGAGGACUGCGUGACUCAGGGUGCGGGAGAUACCAGCGUGGUCGGAAUGCUGGAGUACAGCGAAGGCAUGGGCGAUCUUUCGCAAGAUGUGCACUCAGCCAAUGAACUGGAUACCUCCACAGAUGGCAGUGGCAAAAAGAAGAAGCCUCGCAAGCCCAGGACACCCAAGGAUCCGAAUAAACCUCCGCGAGAUAGGACUCCGAAGGCCAAGAAACCUAAGGAUCCCACUGAUCCGAACUCUACCGAGACACCAGCAGCGGGCAAAAAACGAGCCAGUGUUGCUAAGCGCAGGAAACAGUACGGAGAGGAUGGUACCGAGCAAACGGGCGAGGGCAGCGAAGUGGAAGACAACAAACCGUUGGUGCCCAAAGCGGGAUCUGCCGAUGGCGAAGCAGAAACCACUUCGGGAGGAACAGGCGUGGACGGAGAGUCUCCAGACUACGAUGACAUUCCCGUCUCAAAAAUUCCACGGGGCGCCAAUGAAGACGACAAGGACGCGGAGGCCGGCGAUGAAACUGUUGACUCUGUUCCAGAUUCGGCAGGAGAUCCUGCCUCCACUCCGAGCAGAAGAGAUCGCAAACGAUCCACUGCUAGGAGUCGUCGCAAUGCGAAUUCUGAGGAGGGUGGUAGUGCGCGCAAAAACCGUGGCUCUCUCUCCGCCAAGGCACUUAAAAAGCGUAGAAACAGGGGACGAAUUGUGCCUGAAUCCGAUGGCGAAGAUGACACCAUGGACAGAACUCCGCCCCCAUCACCUCCCCCAGACUCUGAACUGGAUUCCAACAAGCGAAGAUCUUCAAGGAACACACAAAGGAAGAAGUACAUCGAUGAUGUUAUGCUGAGGUUCUCCGAUGAUGAAAACUCUUUGUUGGUAGCGUCUCCUGUAAAGAAGGAUAAGAAAUCAUCCGCAAAUGCGGCUAAUUCCAAUGCAGGCAGUGAUGUGGAAAAAACAGAACCGCAAUCUGGUGCCGAAGGAGAGGCUGGCCAGGAGGUGGGUGAAGAGAAGUCUAAUCUACCCAUGGACGAGAGCAGCCAAUUGGAAGCCAGUUCGAGUACUUCAGCAGCAGCAGCGGCGGCGGCAGUAGAAAAGGAGCGACAAAUCUCCAGCGAUGCCGCAAACGCGGCCAUGUCUUCUAAGCCCAAUUACGUGUAUAUAAACACUGGCGAUGAAGACAGCAUGGUCGUUCAAUUAGUGUUGGCCAUGCGAAUGGGAAAACGUGAACUCAUCCCCGAAAAACCCAAGGAAAAAGCGCCCGAACCCAAAAAGGAGGAAGAGAAAUCGGGAUCUGAAGAAGCUUCAACUGAAAAAGGCGAUGACGAUGAAAAACCCAAAACGGAGAGUGAAGGGGGUGAGUCCAAAGAAGAUUCAACCGAUAUAGAGGGAAAAAAAUCGGAGUCCUCCGAAAUGGAAGUGGAGGGCAAAGAGGAGUUGGAACCUGUAGAUACUAAGAAAUCUGAAAAGGACAAUAAAGAUGUGGAAAAAAUGGACGUAGACGAUGAAGCUGAAAAAUCAGAUAAUGAAGCUAAACCAGAAGAGCAAUCAGAAACAGUAAAGACUGAUGAUAGUGCUGAAAUCACUGAGGAAGACAAAUCCUCUAACGUAGAAACGGCAGAGGAGGCCAAGGAAACCGAGAUUGGCGCGGUGAAAAUGGAUGUAGACGAGAAGGAAGGUGAAGAUAAGUCACCUAAAUCCAAAGAAGAAUCUGACGAAAAAUCUACUGACGAAGCCAAACCCGAGGAGGCUACUACAGAAAAAGUUAUGGAAGCUUUAGAAAGUGAAGGCGAAAAAGAGCCUGGCAAGGAGGGAGAAGAAGCCACAAAGAAGGAUAGUGGCGACGAAAACGAAGCUGACAAGGAAAACAAACCCGAACCCGUCUUUAUCGAUGUGGAAGAGUACUUUGUGAAGUAUCGCAAUUUCAGUUACCUUCAUUGCGAGUGGAGAACCGAAGAGGAACUUCUGAAGGGUGAUCGUCGCGUGGCUGCCAAGAUUCGUCGCUUUCAGCAAAAGCAAUCCCAGCAAUUGAAUAUAUUCGAGAACAUCGAAGACGAGCCCUUCAAUCAGGACUUUACCGAAGUCGAUCGAGUGCUGGACAUGUCCGUUCACACGGAUGAAACCAGUGGGGAGACCACAAAGCACUACCUGGUCAAGUGGAAGUCACUUCCCUAUGAGGAUUGCACCUGGGAGCUGGAAGAAGAUGUAGAUAACGACAAGAUCGAGCAGUACCUGCGCUUUAACAAAAUUCCUUUGAGGUGCGAAUGGAAGUCUAAAAAGCGUCCGCAUCCAGAACUGUGGAAAAAACUGGAGAAGACUCCGAUCUACAAGGGCGGAAAUAGCCUUAGACCCUAUCAGCUAGAGGGUCUCAAUUGGUUAAAGUUUUCCUGGUACAAUACUCACAACUGCAUCCUGGCCGAUGAAAUGGGUUUGGGAAAAACAAUCCAGAGUUUGACCUUUGUGCACUCUGUUUAUGAGUACGGAAUCAGAGGACCCUUCUUGGUCAUAGCUCCCCUCUCCACCAUUCCCAACUGGCAGCGAGAAUUCGAGGGUUGGACUGACAUGAACGUUGUGGUUUAUCACGGUUCUGUGACCAGCAAACAAAUGAUACAGGACUAUGAAUACUACUAUAAGACAGAAAGUGGAAAGGUCUUGAAGGAGCCCAUCAAGUUUAACGUAUUGAUCACCACUUUCGAGAUGAUUGUGACGGAUUACAUGGACCUAAAGGCCUUUAACUGGCGCCUUUGUGUGAUUGAUGAAGCUCAUCGGCUCAAAAACAGGAAUUGCAAGCUCCUCGAGGGUCUGCGACAGCUGAACUUGGAACAUAGGGUCCUGCUCUCCGGAACUCCCCUGCAGAACAACAUCAGCGAGUUGUUCUCGCUGCUAAAUUUCCUGGAACCCUCGCAGUUCUCCUCACAGGAAGAGUUCAUGUCCGAGUUUGGAAGUCUUCGCACUGAGGAAGAGGUGAAUAAGCUGCAAGCUCUUCUAAAACCUAUGAUGCUGCGUCGUCUAAAAGACGACGUGGAGAAGAGCUUGGCGCCCAAGGAGGAAACCAUUAUCGAAGUGGAGCUCACUAACAUACAAAAGAAAUACUACCGAGGUAUACUGGAACAGAAUUUUAGUUUCCUGAAAAAGGGAACUACAUCUGCUAAUAUUCCCAACCUAAUGAACACCAUGAUGGAGUUGAGAAAGUGCUGCAUACACCCUUAUCUCUUAAAUGGAGCAGAGGAACAAAUCCAAUAUGAUUUCAAAUCCCAGCAUGGCGAGGAUCCAGAGUCUUAUUACAAGAACCUAAUUUUAUCCGCUGGUAAAAUGGUUUUGAUUGAUAAAUUGCUACCCAAACUGAAAGCAAAUGGCCAUCGCGUGCUUAUAUUUAGUCAGAUGGUGCGUUGUUUGGAUAUCUUAGAGGACUAUUUGGUGUACAGAAAGUAUCCCUUUGAGCGAAUUGAUGGACGCAUUCGUGGCAAUCUGCGUCAGGAAGCCAUCGAUCGUUACUCCAAGCCAGGAUCCGACCGUUUUGUAUUCUUACUCUGCACUAAAGCAGGAGGAUUGGGCAUUAACUUAACAGCGGCCGAUACUGUCAUUAUAUACGAUUCGGAUUGGAAUCCACAGAACGAUUUGCAGGCUCAGGCCCGAUGCCAUCGUAUUGGCCAAAGGAAAAUGGUUAAGAUCUACCGAUUGCUCUGCAGAAAUACCUACGAGCGUGAAAUGUUUGACAAGGCUUCGAUGAAACUUGGAUUGGACAAGGCCGUCCUGCAGUCGAUGAACACCCAAGGCUCUAAGGAUGGCAACAACAAGCAGCUGUCUAAGAAGGAGAUCGAAGAUCUUCUAAAAAAGGGAGCCUACGGCGCUGUCAUGGAUGACGACAAUGCUGGUGACAAGUUCUGCGAAGAGGACAUCGAUUCAAUCCUUAAGCGCCGCACUCAAGUCAUCACCAUGGAAUCGGAGAAGGGCUCGACCUUUUCGAAAGCCUCAUUUGCUGCCUCCGGCAACCGAUCGGAUAUUACCAUCGAUGAUCCCGAUUUCUGGACCAAGUGGGCCAAGAAGGUUGACAUUGAUCCCGAUGCCUGUGAGCGAGAUGAAACAGAGGAUUUAGUUUUGUCCGAACCGAGAAGACGCACUCAAAUCAAACGCUAUGGCCACGAGGAUGUGAUGGAGCUCAAUUCCGAAGAUUCUUCCAAUGAGAACAGCGAUGAAGAGGGAGGAAUAGGUCUCCGCUCUCGACGACGAAAAGAAAAGCGCGACCGUACUCGGGAAAAGAAGGGCCACGAUGAAUACAUUCCACGAGAACGGGAUGCCUUGGCUGCUUUGGGAUUGGAGGAGAUUCAAUAUGGCAACUGGGCCAAGUCCGAGUGCUUCAAGGUGGAAAAGGGACUGCUCUCCUUUGGUUGGGGCCGAUGGUCGGAACUUUUGGAGUUGGGACAAUUUAAACGCGGUUGGCGCGAUAUAGACGUCGAGGAUUGUGCUCGCAUCAUCCUUCUUUACUGCCUGCAGGUCUACAAGGGUGAUGAGAAGAUCAAAACGUUCAUCUGGGACCUGAUUACGCCGACGGAGGAUGGGGAGGUGCAGAAGAUCAGCAGGGAUCAUAGUGGCCUACACAACUUGGUGCCACGAGGUAGGAACGCCAAAGGACGCAAUGGUGGCAAGUCGAACAAGGAAUCCACGGGAAUGUCUACUCCUGCUCCGGGCACUGCAUCCGGUAGCAAUAGCGGGAACACGACUCCGGCUCACAAAUCCAGCGCCCUGGAUGGAUCCGAUAAGGAUGGGGGCGGAAUCAGUGCCAGUGCCGUGGCCGCGGCGGUCACUAGUAUUCAUGACCCGAAUCACUGGAGCAAAAAGGAGAAGUACGACGCGGAUGCAUACUUGGAGGGCGCCUACAAAAAGCAUUUGGGCAGACACGCCAAUAAGGUUCUACUGCGUGUGAGGAUGCUCUAUUAUAUACAACAUGAGGUUAUUGGCGAGUUUGUUCAGCAGAUCAAGGACAAUACGCCCAUCAGCAGUACGAAAGCCAAGCAGCAGCUGGCACUAAAUCUGAAUCUGAAUCUGGAAAGCGAGCUCCCCAUUCGCCCGCCGCCAACGCCAGAUCAAGUGCCAUCCUCAUGGUGGAAUCCCAUUUGUUGUGAUAAGAGUCUGUUGGUCGGAACCUACAAGCAUGGCUGUGAAAUGUAUCGUCAAAUGCGCGCCGAUCCCAAUCUGUGCUUUGUCACCCAUGUGGGCGCCGGUGCGGCCGGUGACGAUUUGGCUGUCACGAAUUUGCCGAUAAACGAAGACGACGCAAAUUCGAAGCACGAUGAUGGCGACGAGGUGGACGACGACGGCACCACCACGACCAAAGACUCUGACUCCACCAAACUCACAGGCGGCGACAACAAGGACUCGCUUCUCGACCCGGAGCGCCCCAGUUCGUCGGGCUUGGACGAGGAGGAGAGCGUGGCCGGCAGCUAUCCGCCAACCGUGGCAGCCGUCGAGGAUGCCACAACCAUGUGGCCAUCGAUGCAGGACCUUAACACUCGCCUCCGACGCGUGAUCACCGCCUACCAGAGGAAUUACAAGAAGGAGGAACUGAAGUUGCAGCAGAAGGCCAAGCUCCAGGCAUUGGUUUCAUCGACGCCCCCGCUCUCGGUUCCCACCACACCUACCCUUCAGUCCAUGCAAAUGCAGCUACAGAGCGGCUCCGGCGGCAGUGGCUCCGGAGUGGGAUCCUCUGGUCAGCACGAUGGCAGUGGCCGAAGUCUCCAGGCGUUGAUGCAAUCGCAGGGGGCCAGCACAUCCGCAGCAGCGGCGGCGGCCGCAGCAGGUGCCGGAGGAUCCGGUGGUGGAUCCGGGCAGGUGGGCACAGGCGGAGCGGGAGUCAUGGCAGCCAUGCCCACCGCCGCCGACAUCAGCCUAAUGCUCAGCAUCCUCAACACCACAGAUGUCAGCCAGCUGGCCAACUUGGACAUCAAUAAACUGGCCAUGUACCUGGUCAGCAUGAACAAUAAAAUGGAGCGGCAGGGCAAGAUUGAACUGGCGGCCAAAGAGCGUGAGUCCCAGCGCCUUCAAUUGAUUCCCAAGAAGUGGAAUCGCCGGGAAGAAUACGAAUUCCUAAGAGUUCUUACCGGCUACGGUGUGGACCUACACUUAUCCACACCCAUGGGUUCCAAUGGAAGUUCUCUGUCGCCCGACUGGACGAAAUUCAAGCAGAUGGCUCACCUGGAAAGAAAGAGUGAUGAAACACUGACGGACUACUAUAAGGUCUUUGUGGCCAUGUGCAAACGGCAGGCGGGCUUGAAGCUCACAGAAUCGGAGCGCGGCCUAGAAGGCAUCAUCGAGGAAAUCGAGAAGGAGCACGCCAAGCUCAUACUGGAUCGCCUGGAAGUACUUGCCAAGCUCCGGGAAGUGGCUCGAAAUCCCAUACUGGAGGAGCGCCUAAAACUUUGCACAAAGAAUGCUGAUACUCCAGAUUGGUGGGAGCCUGGUCGGCACGACAAGGAAUUGAUCACGGCCGUCCUUAAGCACGGACUUUAUCGCUCAGAGACCUUUAUCUUUAAUGAUCCAAACUUCAGUUUCGGAGAGUCCGAGAAGCGUUUCAUUCGGGAAUUGGAAGCUCAGAUCCAGCGCACCAUCAAGCUAGAGGCUUUUAACGCUGAAAAGGCCGAGAAGUUAGCGGCAGCUGAAAAAGCAGCGGCAACUGAGAAGGCGGCAGCAGAAAAAGCAGCUUCCGUCAAGAAUGAAGUCAUAGAUCUAGAUGAUGAACUCAUGACCGAUGAGAGCGUCAUUAAAAAGGAAACUCCUGCUACCCCCGUAAAAGAUGAAAUUAAGGCGGAAGAAAGUCCAGAAAAGAAGGACAUUACUGACAGUCCCGAAGCUAAGAAAUCAGAGGUAGAAGAGCACACAAAGGUUGAAACAGAAGUCAAGGAUGUAGGAGAUUUGAAGGCAGAAGCCACAGAAAAGGAAUUGGUUGACGAAGUCGAAAAUUUAGAGAAGGAUAAAUCCAUUACUGAAAAAUUGGAACCAGAAGUUGAAGAAAGCAAGCCCAGUGAAGAGAAAAUGGAAACUGAGGAGUUAUCCAUUGCCGAAAAUGGUCAGGAGAAGGAAGGUUCUCCUGAAAAGUCCCCUGAGGCAGAGGAGAAAAAAUCUACAGAGGAAGAACCGAAAACAUCUGAAGCUCCUGGAGAAGAAGACUCAAAAAUGGAGGUCGACGAAGUUGCCUCUAAAGCGGAAGAAAAAUCUACUGAAGAUUUGGAAUCCUCCGAAAAGGAAUCUGAAGAUAAGGCUGUUGUAAAGACUGAUGAAGAGAAAGCAGAAGAAUCAAAAGAAGAGUCAAGUGAGCAAAACGAAGAUAAGGAGAAAGAUGCUCAAUCAAUCGCAGAAGCUGAGCCUUCUGAAAAAUCCCCAAUUCCUUCAGAAUCUGAGGCAGCUGCUCCCAAGAAACCUGCGGGUGAACAGGAGAUUCUCGACUUAGUGGCUGGGCCUUCAGAUCCUGACGAUGACGAGGUGAUGAAGGAGAAGGAGAAAGCCGUAGAAGAGGAGUGUAAAAAGCAGGCGGCCGAACUUAAAGCCCGCUUUCCGGAUCUAGAAGUAAUCCAACCCGCGACUGUGAAGCAGCAGAAGUUGGAGAAGCCCAAGCUGGAGAUGUGCAUGAUCCGAUGGUUCAAGGAUUUCGCCUUGGAGCGCCGCAUUGCGCACAUCGUGGCCUGCGUCGAGUCUGGAAAGUGGCCUGUGGAUAGCAAGUACAGUGCCUUUGCCAGCUGCAAGGGUGCCACUGACCUGAGCAUUGCUCUUCACGAAUCUAUUCCUCACCUGAGCAGUUUGGAGCGCCGCUCCACGACCCCCGAUGUCAUUACCAUCACCACGGAUCAGGGCGUAACAAAACACCUGCAGUCCUCGCAUAUGCAGCAGGUGGCCAGUUCAGCGUCCGCUGCCUCCUCGUCUUCGGGAAUACCCCAGGUCACUCAAUCGAAGCCAUCGUCUGGCAACAGUUUACCUGGUUUGGAUGCCAAAAGUAUCAAUGCUGCAGUGGCGGCGGCCGUGGCUGCAGCUGCCGCGGGUGGAAAUGCCACCUCGCUAUCUUCUCUGCUCCCCGGAAUGUCGCUGAGUGCGGCAACUGGCUCGUCAGCCGGAGGGGUGAGCGGGCUGAAUGUCCCAAGUGCUGGAUCUGGGGGCAAGAAGCGCAAGCGACACAUCGCCAUCGACGUAGAGACGGAAAGGGCUAAACUGCACGCCCUGCUUAAUAGUUCAACAAUGGCCCCCAAAGACUGGGAGAGUGAGAUUGCCAACAUGGAAGCCUUGACAGGCUCCUCUGGUCGUGGUCGAGGAGGUAACUCCUCUGCCCUGAGUGGCAUGCAGCCGCCCCCAGCCCAUCAACAUGCUUCGCUCUCGCGACAGUCCUCUGGGCAGUUUAGCAAGCCAGCUGUCCCCGCCCUGAAAACACCUCCACCCUCUAUGGGCGCACCAAUGGAUCUUUCCUCAAGCAGCCUGCCGAAGAUGAACAUGACUGAGAUGCUAAAGUCGGCCUCCAGUGCGGGAGCCAUCGAUUUGAGUGAGGUUCAAGACUUCUCUAUGCCCUCCAAGAAGUCCAGUGUGCAUGCUGCGCUAAGUUCCGCCUUUCCCUCAAUGGGCAGCAAGAGCAAACUGGACGACACCCUUAACAAACUGAUGAAAAAGAACAACUGCACUAUUGAAGAGCCUGUGAUUGGCAAGGAGAAAAAGCGCAAGAAGUUGGACGAGAUCGUGCUAGGCUUAUCGGCAGCAAAGGAACAAAAGACUUUCCCUGACCCAUCGCUGCCGUCCUCGAAAAAGCCACAGAUCCCGCCAAGCGUCUCAGUGACGCCAGCAAACCUGCAAUCUUCGGCCAGCCAGCAGUCCAACCAGAAACCCUUUACCAUCACUGUUACCACAGUGCCCGGAAAGUCCAAGGGCGGAUCGUCCAGCGGAGGAUCAGGCGCCGGAGGAAGCUCAUCGGCCAGCGGCGGAGGUGCCGGCGGCAGCGGCCUGAGCGCCCUGCAGAACAUGGCAAUGGGAGGACUGUCCUCCAAGGACAGUCUAAAUGCCCUGUUGGCCCAGACAAUGGCCACCGAUCCGCAGACGUUCCUCAAGCAGCAGCAGAAGAUGAUGCAGUUCCUUCCGCCUGCCCAACGAAAGGCGUACGAAAACAUGCUGGCCGAGAUGGAACAGGCCAUGAAGAUCAGCUCCAAGUUCUCAACCAACUCGCCGCACGACGUCAAGGUCAACAAGUGGCUGUCAGACAUGACAAGUCCACUGGGCGACCAGCUCAGCAUUGAUUACGUGGGCAGUGGCGGAGCAGGUGGUUCUGGAAGUGCCAACAGCCGGCGCUCAAACCGCCAGCAAGGCAACUCAUCGCAGCAAUCUUCGAGUGCCGCUCAGAUGCAGAAACAGCAGCAACAACAACAGCAGCAGCAACAACAGCAACAGCAGCAACAUUCGAUGGCUGGGCCUCAGAACCUGACAGGAGAGGAACCUGUACCAGUGAUCAAUAAGCAGACUGGAAAGCGUUUGGGAGGUAACAAAGCGCCGCAACUUAAGCGACUUAUGCAAUGGCUCACUGAGAACCCCAACUACGAAGUGGAUCCAAAGUGGCUAGAACAGAUGCAAAAUCCCAUGUCAGCACCGUCACCCAAACCUACAUCAAUGGACAGCAGCUAUGGCUCCUCGGCAGUAAAGUCGCACGGCGGUCGGCCGUCGUCAAACUCGAGUAACGCCUCAUCCUCGUCCCACACCCAGCAACAGCAACAAUCAUCUUCAGCCCAAUCGCCAGCGGGAGGGAACUCUGGCAGCUCCAAGAAAUCAUCCCGCCAGCAAACGGCGGCAUCAGCUGCCUUGGAUCAAGCUGCUUUACAAUUUGGCUCCCUCGCCGGUCUUAAUCCCAGUCUGCUGGCCAAUCUUCCCGGACUAGGAGCGUUUGAUCCCAAGAAUCCACUGGCUGCAUUUGACCCGAAGAAUCCGCUGCUAUCUAUGUCAUUCGGAGGAAUGCCCGGAAUGGGUAAUAUUCCUGGACUGGGUAACCUGAACAACAUGAAUUUGUUUGCCAGCUUGGCGGGAAUGGGAGGAUUGGGCAACCUGGCGGGGAUGGACACCCAGUCGCUGGCUGCGCUCAUGGCUGCUGCCGGACCAACUCUUGGCGGAUUGACUGGUGCGUCCGGAGGAGCGGGUUCCGGUAAGAGCCAGUCGCAGUCACAGUCGGGUGGUGGCUCAUCCGCUGCUUCCUCAUCCUCCUCAGCCAGUAAGAAGAAGCAACAGCAACAACAACAGCAGCAGCAGCAGGCGCAAAAUGAAGCCGCUCAAUUGGCGGCUGCUAUCAGCGCUAGCACUGGAGGAUCAUCUGGCGGAGCUGGCGGCAAGAACGCAGCAGCUUCUGCGUCACAAUUGGCUGCAGGAUUCCCCUUCCUAUUUCCGAAUCCGUCAUUGCUGUAUCCGCCCAUGGGAUUAGGUGGCCUGAAUCCGUAUUCACUGGGAUCCAGCGGUCUUGGUUCCGCAUACGAUCAGCUGGCCCAGCAGUACAACCUGCUAAAUGGAGCCACCUCAUCCGCGUCGAACACAAGCUCCACACAGUCUAAGUCCCAUCAAUCGCAGUCGAAGUCCAGUCAGUCGAGAAACGCCACAGCAACAGCUAACUCAGCAGCAAGUCUGAUGAACGCCAUGGCCAGUAUGGGCGGGGGUGCCAGCACAGUGACCACGCCCUCAACCUCAGCAUCCGGAUCCGGACGUGGCAGGCAGUCAAGCAGCAGAAGCCAAUCCCAAACAACGCCCACAGCGGCAGACAUGGCUCAACUGAGCAGUUUACUCAUGCCAGGUGCGGAUCCGCAUCUUCUCGAGUCGCUGAGCCGCAUGAGCAACAUGGAUUUGGCGCAGGCCACUCGAUUGAUGAGCUCCCUAGGAAUGCCGCCACUGCCCGGGACCCCCAGCUCUUCUGGAGGUGGUAACUCAUCUUCGAGCAAGAGAAGCAGUCAGGCAGCUAGUGAAGCCAACGCUCAGGCCAAGGAACAGCAAAAGUGGUUCGAGAGUCUGGCCCGCGGUGCACUGCCCACCGAUUUAGCCGCCCUGCAGGCCUUCUCGCAGGGUAAGAUGCCGUCGACAUCCGGCUCAAAUACGGGAACGUCCACAUCCUCAAGCAAGAGUUCGAAAGCUGCGGCAGCAGCAGCGGCGGCGGCAGCGCAACUGCCACAAAUCCCUGGGAUGUCCAGUGAUUUUUCACAAGCCUUCUUGGCUGAGAUGGCUGCACAGGCAAUGGCGGCUGCUGGCGGAUCGUUGCCACUGAGUGGUCCUGGUUCUUUAGCCAGUUUGGCUGGCUUAACUGGGGGCUCUGCAGGAGGAGCCGGUGGAGGAGGUUCCUCUACCUCAGGAAGCGGCAGCCACUCGUCUUCAAAACGACAGCGUGAGCAGGAUGCCUUCAAACAACAGAUGGACUAUUACACCAAGACCCUGGGCCUGGGAUCGGGAAUCUCGCUAAUACCUACCUCCUCGUCGGGUGGGUCAUCUGCAUCGUCCAGUUCAGCAAACGCAGCAGCAGCUGCCUACGCUGCAGCUUUAGAUGCAGAGCAACAACAUCAACAACAACAGAAGGCGCUUUCCAAACGCUCACGUGGUGAUAUGCACCCCACAAAGGAAGAACUGACUGCAGCUGCCCUUGCAGCAGGACUACCUUUAAAUCUUGGAGCCAGCAUGAGCAGCAUAGAGAAGAGUCUAAGAGGCGGAAGCAGCUCCAGCAGCAGCUCCACGCCAGCGCCCAUGUCUGCGGAACAGGAUAAGGUUACAUUGACUCCCCUUAAUGCCUCUGGAGGUGGAUCAGGCUCCUCCUCUAGCUCAGCGGCUGCUGCGGGACUGGCAGCAAAUCUGCCAAGUCAAACCACAAUAACCAUAGCUCCUCCCAUAAGCAGCGGAGCUAGCACUAGCAGCGAGCGUUCCGAGCGCUCCGAGUCGCGCAUCUCGCUGACCAUCACUAAUGCAGCGGACGCAGCUAAACUACCGCCUCCCUAUGAAGAAGCCGAUGAGUUAAUCAUACAACCCAUACUCAAGAAGCCGGCUGCGGCGAAUCCAGGCAGCAGUCAUGGGGGAAGCGUGGAGGAUUUGGACACUGCUGGAAAUACAUCAGCGGCUAAUCUGAGUGGCUCAUCCUCCAGUUCUGCGGCGGCCGCAGCGGCUGCAGCAGCGGCUGCCGAAGAGAAUCGUCGCUCCUCAAAUCGCCUGAAGCGUCCGAGGUCUGGAAACGAACAGGGAUCUGGUUCCGUGGAAGGACAACCGCCUGAGAAGCGACGGGAGCUGCGAUCCACGCGACACACCCGCUCCUCAGCGGAUGCCAGCACGCUAAAUCUUUCCACAGGAAGCGAGUCAGGUGCGGAGGAACGGAAUGAAUGAGUAUUGCGCAGAUCCGAGCGCCAGCGCUAGCAGGAUGACAUGGCUCCUCCGAAGGGCAGGAGAAAAUUACGGGGAGGAGGAGCCACCACCACCACUAGACAGCCACCACAACAACCGGAGCAGAAAAUCAAGGACAGGAAGAUGACGAGAAACAAGUUGCAGAAGCGAAUGCAAACGAGAUCGAGGCGAAGAUUGAAUGCUAGGCUAACUGUUACCACUAGAUCCCUUAAGCUUAAAGUUGUGUAAAGUAUAAGAAGCAUAUAUAAACUAUAUAUAGAGGUUAGGAGCCAAUGCAGAGGGAGUGGAUGGGGGCUUGUCGCGACGCUCUGCAAUUCGACACUGCUGCAACUCCGUCUGAAUUGUAGGGCACGGCGUCGUCCCCAGCUGAUGGCUUACUCAAGAUCCAUCUGCUGCAUAAAUGGAGCUUGAUAGGUCAAUAGCUUCCUCCCUCUGGCUGCUUAAAUAUUCAUACAGUUACGAACAUAAUUAAAAAGCGCUUAUAAUUUAAUUGUAACGAGAGAAGCAAAGUGCUGCUGCAUAAAGAUUAUCCGUUUAAAUUAUUGCAACCACACACAUAAUUAAUAAGCGACAGCAAGAAUGUUUACAUAAUAGACUAUAUCCAUACACAACAAAACGAGAAACAGAUACUUGGGUUUCCUGCGCUGUCCUCACACAUGCAAAGUCUCUAUAUAUGAUACCUGUACAUAAUUUAUAAUAUUUAAAUGGCUCUCGCAUUGCUUAACCGUUUUUAAUAUAGUAAGGCACCAUGUAUUCUUAUACUGAAUCAUUUUCCACACUUCCACCACCCACUAUGUUGUAUUGUAUACUGUUCUCUCUACUCUCUCUGUGUGUCCCACGACAACUGCGUGUAAUUUUGAUAAUUUUAAUUUUGUAAUUAGUGAAUGUGAAAGGAGUGGAAUGCUAAGGCAAGAAUCAAUCGUUCAAGUGUGUAUUUUAAUUUCAUGUAUUUGUAAUUUGUAUGUUUUAAAAUGCACUCGUGCGUCCCAUGAAGAACAAAAAUCCCAUAAGCUGACCUGCCGCAUAACAAAACAAAUGGAAAAUGUUUAUUGAAAAAUAGAAUUUUUUAAUUAAAUCAAUUUUAAUGUAAUUGAGAAUCGGAGAAUAUGAAUCUUGCACGUUUGAUGAGGAGCAAUGCUUAACUAGGGCAUUUCGCAUAAUUAUUCAGUUGAGUAAACGAAAUUAUGGAUAUCUUUUGCUCGCACUUUACGAGAACAAUUCAUUUAGAGACGUUAACAAAGCCACACACAAAAAGAGAAGAAAGCAAAACAAACAACCAACAUAUAUUGCAUACUUAACUUGUAAGUAUAACUCUUAAUUAAAAUUAUGAUAUAACUGCAGAACAACAAACAAAAGCAAAACAUCAACCAGAAGAAGCAACUACAGCAACAACAGCAAGUAACAAGCGAGCAUCAACUAUUGAUAUUGAUGAUAAAUAAAUAUAUAAAAAAUAAAU